AUGGGAACCACAGGAGGAGGAGAAGGUGUCGAUAACUUUUUAAGAUGUCCGGACGUUAUUCUCAGUGAAAUUCAGUCCCAGCUUCCACUGAAAGAUGUAGCCAAAACCAGUGAGUUGUCCCGGAGAUGGCGCAGCAAUUGGGCUGCUCGUCCUCAAAUUCAUUUGGACGAAGCAGAUUUUGGGGCCGAUUUUGUAGGAACCAGGGUAAGAGACCAAAAGAAAAGAAAGGACUUCUUGAAGUACUUGGACAAUUUUGCGAAGAUCCAACAACUUGCAAGGAUGCCUUCCGGUAAUGUUUUUGAGUUGGGUAAAGUUGAAUUUACAGCACCUAAAACAUUGGAUGAGUUAGAAUUCUUGCAUUGUGAUAUAUCCAAUGGUUCUUUUACGCUUCCCAAUGUGAAUUCGCUCUCUCUAAAUCAUGUCUCUGUUGAGGAUAAAGCUGUUGAGAAUCUCAUCGCCGCGUGCCCUGAAGUUCAAAAGUUAAGCAUUCAUAGACCUGAAAAGUUGAGAACUAUUAUAGUUCCAAAUUCUACCCUGAAAUGUUUAAAAGUCACUAUUAGUAAAGAUAUAACUCGUAUAGGAAUAGAGUCCCCAAACCUUGAAUCUCUUGAAUUUGGUUGCUUAUGGGCCUAUGGCAAACGUAAAGUAGACAUUACUUCCCCAACUAAAGUGCACAAGCUUCUUCUUUCUCAACCCGAAUCUGCUCAGCUUGUGCUUAAGCAUUCCCACAUAGUAAAUGAGAUAAAAAUAGACACUCUGAAGGUGCUCAAUGCUGGCUGGUACACUUGGAUAAGAAACAAUUUGAAGUCUUUUGCUCAUUCCAAGCAUGUAAAGUUGAUUUGA
Molecule: messenger RNA, 843 nt
Organism: Lycium ferocissimum
Lineage: Eukaryota; Viridiplantae; Streptophyta; Magnoliopsida; Solanales; Solanaceae
Product: putative F-box protein At3g58860
Exons: 4
Coding region: 1-843 (280 amino acids)
Molecular function (GO): protein binding
Source: RefSeq, a predicted model, not a curated record